Caenorhabditis angaria is the source of this 3903-nucleotide messenger RNA. NCBI's taxonomy places the organism in Eukaryota, Metazoa, Nematoda, Chromadorea, Rhabditida, Rhabditidae. The record is from the annotation of a GenBank genome assembly.
AUGUCGAAAAAUUUGGAUCAAUUGAUUGCGAAGGGUGAGUUUGUUUGGCGGGAAAUUUGAAAAUUUAAAUUUUUUUCUGAAAUUCUGAGAAAUUGCCACGUGGUUUUCGGAAUUUUUGAAAAAAAAAAAUGUUUUUUUGAAAUUUAAUUUUUUUUCUGAAAUUCGGGAAAAAUUGCCACGUGGUUUUCGGAAUUUUCGAAAAAAAUGUUUUUUUUUUGAAAUUUUGAAAUUUAAUUUUUUUUUUCUGAAAUUCUGAGAAAUAGCCACGUGGCUUCUGAAAUUUGGGAAAAAUUUUUUUGAGCAGAAUUUUUUCCGGCUCAAAAUUUGGGAGCUCUGAAAAUGCCACGUGGAUUUUCAGGUCUGAAAUUUUUGGAUUUUGAAUUUUUUAUAAGCUCAAAAAUUUUGACACGUGGUUUUUCGGAAUUUUUGAAAAUUUAAAAUAUUUCUGAAAUUCGGGAAAAAUUUUAGAGCUCUGAAAAUGCCACGUCGAUUUUCAGGAUUCGGAAAAAAUUUGAUUUCGCGCGAAAAUUUAAUUUUUGAAUUUUUUUCCAAAACUUUCCACGUGGAAUUUAAGAUUGAAAAAAUCAAAUUUGAAUUUUCAAACCCAAAAAAAAUUUCAGAAAUCCUUCCCCAAACCGACAACUGGGAAGCGACUCAAGAAUUCAUCGGAAGAAUUGUGGAGGUCAGUUUUUUUCGCUCUGAAAAUUCCAAAUCUGAAAAUUUGCAGGUUUUGCUGAAAUACAUUCGCGAUCAAAAUGAUCGCGGUCAAAAAAUUCUCGAAUUUCAUCAUCCCGACAAAAUGCAAAAAUUGAUCGAUUUAUCGAUUCCAGAAGAGGCUGAAAAUCUGGAAAAAUUGGUGAAGGUGAGCGCGAAAAAAAAACUUUCAAAAAAAUUUUUUUUUUUUUUUUUUUUUUUUUGAAUAACCAAAAAAUCUCAAGUAUUUUCCACUCAUUUCAUCAUAAAAAUUUUUCAUUUCCAAAAAAAAACACAUUUUUUUUGGAGUAGGAGAGUGGUUUUGAAUGUGUGCCCUAAGGGCGUCUUAAUGGGCCCCCAAAAAAUUUUAUAUGAAAAAAAAUUGGAAAAAAUUUUUUUUUUGGAGUGCGGAAUAGGAAGAGAGGGAUUUUUAGCGAAAAAAUUAAAAAAAAUUCAGAAAAAAAUUUAAAAAAAAUUUAAAAAUUCAAAUCACGCGGGGUGCUCGUCAACGCGGAGUGUCGUUGUUUUCCUUUCAUUACACAAUUUUUCAAUUAUCUUCUCUAUCUUACAAUUAGGCAAAAAAAAGAAAAAAAAAUUGAAAAAAGACAAAAAAAAAAAUGCAAAUUUAAACCACGCGCGUUGCCGUCAACGCGGAGUCUCGUAGUUUUAUUUUUUUUUUUCACUUUUUCACAUUUUCUUCCUCCCAAACCCGCGUGUUUCUUGCAGAGUUGCGAAGAUGUGCUUCGGUUGGGCGUCAAAACCGGCCACCCGCGCUUCUUCAAUCAAAUCUCGUGCGGUUUGGAUUUGGUGGCGAUGGCGGGCGAAUGGUUGACGGCCACCGCCAACACCAACAUGUUCACCUACGAAAUCGCGCCCGUCUUCAUUUUGAUGGAGAAGGCGGUGAUGACGAGAAUGUGGGAGGCGAUUGGAUGGGACGCCGAGAAGGCGGACGGCAUUUUUGCGCCCGGUGGCGCUAUUGCCAAUUUGUAUGCGUUGAAUGCGGCGAGACAUCAUUAUUUUCCGCGUGCCAAACAUUUGGGAAUGAAGGAUAUUCCGACGUUGUGCUGUUUUACCAGUGAAGAUGUGAGUUUGAAGCAUUUUGAUGUCUCAUAAGCGAUGAUGCAACUACGCUCUACAGCUAACACCGCGCAUUUUUGAAAAAUUCGAAUUUUUGAUAGAUUGAGUACGCUCUAUUGCUAAUUUGUUUGAAUCGCGCAAAUUCGCUCCACUGCAAAUAGCGUGAAUUUUUGAGAGAAGCGAAAAAUGUGCCUUAUUCAAAAAUACCGAUCUGCAAGUGCGCUCCACUGCAAACAAGGUGCAUUUAUUGAAAAAUUUGAAAAAUCCUAUUGCUAAUUUAUUUGAAACCAAACCAAUUUUGCAACUACGCUCCACUGCUAAUAGUGCGUAAAAUUCAAAAAACUACUAGGUCAACCCAUAGAGCGCACUUAUACUAAUUUUCCAGAGUCACUACUCGAUCAAAAGCGCAGCUUCCGUAUGCGGAAUCGGCGCCGAUCACUGUUUCAACAUUCCAACCGACGCAGUGGGUAAAAUGAUCCCCGAAGCGCUCGAGCAAAAAAUCAUCGAAUGCAAAAAAGAGGGGCUGACUCCGUUCUUCGUGUGCUGCACAGCCGGCACAACUGUGUACGGCGCGUUCGAUCCGUUGACACGUGUCGCCGACAUUUGCGAGCGACACAAAUUGUGGUUCCACGUGGAUGGCGCGUGGGGUGGUGGAAUGUUGUUGUCGCCGGAGCAACGACACAAGUUGGCUGGGAUUGAGAGAGCGAAUUCGGUGACGUGGAAUCCGCAUAAGUUGAUGGGAGCCUUGUUGCAAUGCAGUGCUUGUUUGUUUAGACAGGAUGUGAGUUAUGACGUGGCAACAAAAUGUGUUUUUGUAAGAAAAAAAUUUGAUAUUAAAAAUAACACGAACCGCAACGCAUCUCCCACGCGUCGCGGUCACUACAAACCUAAUUUCCAACCGAAACACCUCAAAGCCAUUUUGUUUUCCAACCGCAACGCAUCUCCCACGCGUCGCGGUCACUACAAACCUAAUUUUCAACCGAAACACUUCAAAUCCAUCUUGUUUUCCAACCGCAACGCAUCUCCCACGCGUCGCGGUCACUACAAACCUAAUUUCCAACCGAAACACCUCAAAGCCAUUUUGUUUUCCAACCGCAACGCAUCUCCCACGCGUCGCGGUCACUACAAACCUAAUUUCCAACCGAAACACCUCAAAACCAUCUUGUUUCCCGACCGCAACGCAUCUCCCACGCAUCGCGGUCACUACAAACCUAAUUUUCAACCGAAACACCUCAAAGCCAUUUUGUUUUCCAACCGCAACGCAUCUCCCACGCGUCGCGGUCACUACAAACCUAACUUUCAACCGAAACACCUCAAAUCCAUUUUGUUUCCCAACCGCAACGCAUCUCCCACGCGUCGCGGUCACUACAAACCUAAUUUUCAACCGAAACACCUCAAAACCAUCUUGUUUUUCAACCGCAACGCAUCUCCCAUGCGUCGCGGCUCCCACAAACUUUUGUUUUUGCAGGGUUUGCUCUUCCAAUGCAAUCAAAUGUCGGCUGAUUACCUAUUCCAACAAGACAAACCCUAUGAUUGCAGUUUCGAUACCGGAGAUAAGGCAAUUCAAUGCGGAAGACAUAAUGACGUGUUCAAAUUGUGGUUGAUGUGGAAGAGUAAGGUCAGUAUCAGUUGAGCGCGUUUGCUAAAAAUAAAUUUUUUAACUUUUCUGGGGUACCCUCCUUUAAAUUAACAAAAAAAACCUUUUUUGUGCAGGGAAUGGAGGGAUAUCGUCAACAAAUCAAUAGAUUAAUGGAUUUGGCGCAUUACUUCACUGCAAGAAUCAGUGAGACUGAAGGAUUCGAGUUGAUCAUCAAGAAGCCCGAAUUCCUCAACAUCUGUUUCUGGUAUGUUCCAUCGAAGAUCCGCCACCUGGAACCGGCUGAGAAAAUGGCACGAUUGGAGAAGAUCGCACCGAAGAUCAAGGCUGGUAUGAUGCAGAGAGGUACAACUAUGGUUGGAUAUCAACCAGACAAGCAACGACCAAACUUUUUCCGAAUGAUUAUUUCGAAUCAGGUGAGAAGCCGCGGACGAGGCGGAUCCUAGGCCAUAUAUAUAUAUAUUUUUUAGGCCAUUACACGAGACGAUUUGGAUUUCUUGAUUCAGGAAAUUGUCGACAUUGGAGAAUCGCUUUAA